Nicrophorus vespilloides is the source of this 443-nucleotide messenger RNA. Its product is annotated as larval cuticle protein F1-like. The record is from RefSeq and is a predicted model, not a curated record. The transcript has a single exon. Bases 48 to 305 code for a protein of 85 amino acids. Lineage: Eukaryota; Metazoa; Arthropoda; Insecta; Coleoptera; Silphidae.
UCUCAUCCAGUACAGACCUAGAGAAACAGAAAUUACUUUUAUUGAAGAUGUUCAAGUUGGUGGUUAUUUUCGCAUUGGUGGCUGCGGUUUCCGCAAGGCCCGGGUAUCUUCACUCCCCAAUUGCUUUUCCUCUGGCUACCAGCUACAGCACAAGAGUGGACAUCCAUAGUAAACCAUUGUUGGCGUACCAUGCGGCUCCGGUGAUUGCUGCUGCUCCAAUUAUACACAGCGCCCCAAUUAUCGCUCCACUGCAUGGACUUCAUGGAGUGCCUUUGGUUUCGGCACAUUCGUUCCAUCAUUGGUAAAGGGAUUUUGAAGACGCUUCGACAUGGGUAAUGGAAUCUUCAGCAAACUUACAGUUAAUUUAUUUAUUGGACAUUACUAGGUGCUAUAUCAGUUACUUUGCCAGUAUGUCUCGAUAUAUGUAUAAUAUAAUGAAUAUU